AUGAUCUCAGGCAUCACAACCUUGACUUUCUGUACGCUCUGGGCUGCAGUCGUUUCUCAAACUGUGCUGAUCACUCAAUGGCCCCAGUAUAUCUCCAGUCUUUCCAGUGUCCGGGCAGAAAUACACUGCUACCAGAAUAACACUGACCAUCAAUAUCUGUACUGGUACAGACAGAAAGAAAGAAGUGUUCAGUUAGUUGUAGCUAUAGUAGGUAGCACUGUAAACUUUGAAGAUGAAUUCAAAACUGGCUUUGAAACAGAGGCAUCAAAUGUGAAGCAGUGGUCUCUGAUAAUAAGCGGCGUUGAAAGGAAAGAUGAGGCUGUUUAUCUAUGUGCUGCCAGUGAACACAGUGAUGCUUACUUUGGAGCUGGAACUAAACUCACUGUUUUAGAUCCAGACAAAAAACCGACCCCACCAAGCACAGUGAAAGUGCUUUCACCUUCACAAGAUGAGUGUAGCAGCCAGAAAGACCAGAAAAAGAAGAAGACCUUAGUUUGUGUGGCCUCUGGAUUCUACCCAGACCAUGUCAGUGUGGUCUGGCAGAUUGAUGGAGAAAAUAUCAUCAAUGGUUCGGCGACGGACAACACUGCCCUGAAGAAUGACAACGGCUACUACAGCAUCACCAGCAGGCUGAGGGUUCCUGCAGCAACUUGGUUCACACCUGGCAAAAACUUCACCUGCAUUGUCAGUUUCUCAGAUGAAACAAAAACCAGUAACCAUACAGCUUAUGUUUUGGGUGUUCAAGGUGUUGAAGGUAAAGGACGGUUAAUGACAAGAGAGACAUAUUUGAAGACCACACAGACCCUCAAACUCUCCUACGGUGUUUUCAUCGCCAAGAGCUGCGUCUAUGGAGCCUUCGUUGUGUUUCUGGUGUGGAAGCUUCAGAGUUCAUCUGGAAAGCACACCAAAUGAGAGCUGAGCUGAGGCUAGAUCAAAUGAGAUCUGGGAGAUUCUGUUGGAUUCUGUAAAUAAAGCUUGAAAAAGUAGACGUUACAUACAUGUAAAACAUUGUCUACCGCAGUGCCUGUGCAUUCCUUAAUACAUUGAGCCCUUCAAAUUCUGCACUUCUAUGUGUAUUCUUGUUAUAUGAAGCUGUAACUGGCAUGCAAAUAGUUUGGCAUCAACUUACUUGUGGUUACUACGUGGUUUUGAACUGCUUAAAGCUUAUUAUCUUCUCAAUAAAAGUAUUUCAGAGGA
Molecule: messenger RNA, 1197 nt
Organism: Scomber scombrus (Atlantic mackerel)
Lineage: Eukaryota; Metazoa; Chordata; Actinopteri; Scombriformes; Scombridae
Product: T-cell receptor beta-1 chain C region
Exons: 7
Coding region: 1-912 (303 amino acids)
Biological process (GO): cell surface receptor signaling pathway
Cellular component (GO): plasma membrane
Source: RefSeq, a predicted model, not a curated record